AUGGCGGCGGCUAAUCUAUUUGUGCUGUUUGCACACAGGAUUGCCCCUGAUAACAAGCGAUCAGAGAGUAUGUGGAUCGCUAGAAGGUAUGGAAUCCCCAAGUCAGUUUGCCAGUGGGAGUCAUAUGAAGGUGUAGGUAGAGUGAGGGUGUCGUCUAACAGUAUAUUUGUUAUGGACAGUGAUCCUCUAGGUGUUAUUCCCCAAGGCAGAGUUUUUCAAAUUCUGUCAAUUCCCUCAAUAAAUCCUGUCUAUGAGGCAAGUAAACGAUAUCAUUGGGCUUGUAUCUGGAGAAUACGAUUCGCUCGGGAUAAGUCCCUUAUGAGAUUCCGCAUUUAUCGGUAUUGGUAUCAUAGGUUCGUCACUGGAGGCUCCUCCAUUAAUUAUUGUGUUAGGCGGGUUGGUGGAGUCUUACCCCUUGGGUUCCAGAUAUCUGUUAGCAGCUCCUCAUCUGUGUUUGUCAAACAAUUCAUCAAUCAGACAUGGAUAAUGAGAUAUGGAAGUUAUGUUCCACAAAAUACCCUGAUGCUUCUUUGGUCCUCUGCAGUUUCAGUAUACAGCAUAGGGGGACUGCUGGGGUCUCUACUGUGUGGAUUUCUUACUGGAAAAUAUGGGAAGACAAAAUGUCAGAGAUUUGUUAACUGUAUGGGUAUCACAGCCUCUCUUAUUCUUGGAUUCAGCAAGAUGGCCACAUCUUAUGAGAUGAUUGUGAUUGGCCGCUUCUUCUAUGGGAUCACUACAGGGAUGGGAUUGAACAUAUACAUGCAGUAUCUAGGUGAGAUCUCUCCAGGGAGCAUUCGUGGAUUCAUCAAUACCACAGCAGCAAUAUUUGCUACCUCUGGAAAACUGUGGGGACAAAUUGUAGGACUGAGUGAGGUUCUGGGAACUGAGAAACUGUGGCCCCUGAUGUUGUCAGUCACUGGAUUUACAUAUCUACUGCAGUUGGUUGUUAUGCCUUUCUACCCAGAGACGCCCGCAGAUCUCCUGUUGGCUAAAAGAGACAAGGAACAAUGUUUGCAAGCCAUGAAGAAGCUCUGGGGGGAUGGAGACUACCAAGCUGAAAUUGAUGACCUUAUCGCUGAACAAGAAACCUGCAAAAACAGAAGGAACAUGAGCGUCCUGGAGGUUGUGCGGGAGCCCUCCAUGCGUUGGCAGCUGUACGUCUUGGUAUGCUGUAUUCUCACGCUACAGCUGUGUGGGAUAAAUGCAAUCUAUUACUAUGCAACAAGUGUAUUUCUCACAGCCGGCCUGCCUACGGCGCAGAUUCCUUACAUAUCUUUGGGGAUGGGGAGCUGCGAGAUUCUGGCUGUUAUCUUGUGUAGCCUGCUUAUAGAGCACUAUGGGAGGAAGGUUCUUCUGCUGGGAAGCUAUGCUUUCAUGGCUGGCAUGUUGGCUUUUCUAACGGUCUCUUUGUCACUGCAGGGCUGGUAUGACUGGAUUCCAUAUUGCAGUGCUGUUUUCAUUUUCUUGUUCAUCUUCUUCUUUGGCAUGGGCCCAGGAACAAUCACUCUAGUUAUGCUCAUAGAGAUAUGCAAACACUCGUCUCGUGCUGCAGUUUUUGUCAUCUUCAGCAGCCUCAACUGGUUUGGUCUCUAUGUCAUCGGACUGGCAUUUCCUUAUGUGGUGGCUGGCUUAGGUCACUUCUGCGUCCUCAUCUUCCUCGUCUGCAUUGUAGCUUCUGGAAUAUUCCUGCUCAUCUUCCUCCCAGAGACAAAGGGAAAAUCAAUAGCACAAAUCACAGAAGAAUUCAACAAGUUAAAUUAUAGAGGGAAACUUGUCCAGGAAUCAGAGGAGGUUCCAACCAAAGAAAGCCUGGAAGAUACAAGUUUUUAAAGCACUUUGGGGGGGGGGGGGAUUCACUAAACUCUCUAUCCAAGUUCAUCAGAUCAGAUGUAAGAAUAUGCAGUUGAUUUAUUAAAGAUCGGACAGCUGUAGGUUUUUAGUAGGUGGCAUUCCAUAUCUUCCCAGCUAGAGGGAGCUGUGGGAGCAAUUUCUCUUGCAAAAGAAAGGAGAAAUGUGCUUUAUAAUUUGUGACUUUUUUUUCAUUUAAAAUAUGAUGUUCAAAUAUGAAUAAACACAACAGUGUUUGGAGAAUAAUGUUUCAGAGUGAAAAUAGUAACAAUGCAGCUGAGUGUGCUAAACAUAUCUACAUCUUUAUGUAAAACUGGCUACACAGACCAAUUUAUUUUUACAUUGUAGUUGCUGAAUAAAUGUAGCCAUUUUCUAGCAUGUAGAGCUUUCAAAUUAGGCUAAUUAGAAAGCCAUACAAAUAAACUGGCCUCACAGGUUUGCUGAGUUAUAAUCUUGUGCUACAAUUAUUCAGACACUAUUACUAUAGUUAUUUAUUAGGAUUGUUGGCUUGGUUCUUAUACCUUUCCCCCAGUCAGCCCACAUGAAAACAAGGAUUAUGGGUUAAUAAUGAACACCAGACUAACUGGUAUUGAUACUGUACCAAGUUACUUACUAGGGUCUAUAAACCUUUUGGAUUCUCAUUCUCCUUGGUCCCUUGCUAAAUGAGUAAGGCCUCAUGUGCACACAUUUCAAUACAUCAGAAUUCCUGUGCAAAAAGAUCAGAACACAAACCUGACAAUGUUUUGUGUUUUUUCUAAGUCAUUCUAAUCCAUCUGUUUGAAUAUAAAUCUCAUAACUAAAAAAGUGAUUUGAGCAAUGUUUUUAACUUUUUUUUUAUUAAAGGGACAGUCUACUCCAGAAUUUCUAUUGUUUAAAAAGAUAAAUCAUCUCUUUAUUAGCCAUUCCCUCUGUAUUUAACUAAUAUCUCAGCCUGUGCAGCUUGCCCCCUUAUCUCGUUUUUUUGGACAGGCUUGUAUUUUUGUCAAUCAGUGCUGACUCAUAAAUAACUCCACAGAAAAGAGCACAGUUAUCUAUUUGACACACAUGAACUAUCACUGUUUAGCUGUGAAUAACUGUCAAAAUGCAUUGAGAUAAGAGGUGGCCUUCAAGGGCUUAGCAAUUAGCAUAUGAGCCUACUUAGGUUUAACUUUCAACAAAUAAUACCAAGAGAACAAAGCAAAUUUGAUGAGAAAAGUAAAUCGGAAAGUUGUUUAAAAUUGCAUGCCCUAUCUGAAUCAUGAAAGUUUAUUUUUGACUAGACUGUCCCUUCAAAUGAAAGAUUUUAUUUAUUAAUGUUAACUAAGCAUACACAAAAAAAUGUGAACCAACAAGAUGUGUAAUUUGAAACAGGCCAAUAGGUUUCCUUGUUUAUUUGUUAUAUGCAGUUUUACUGUGAGAUAAAUGCAUUUGAAAAGCUUAUGAUAAAUAUAAAUGUGUUUUUAAAAUAAAAUGGAAAGGUUUUGAAUAUGAAACACCAGCAUAAUCCAGUGGAGUUUCUAAUUCUUU
Bombina bombina (fire-bellied toad) is the source of this 3354-nucleotide messenger RNA. Its product is annotated as solute carrier family 2, facilitated glucose transporter member 11. Gene Ontology annotation, molecular function: hexose transmembrane transporter activity. NCBI's taxonomy places the organism in Eukaryota, Metazoa, Chordata, Amphibia, Anura, Bombinatoridae. The transcript is spliced from 14 exons. Gene Ontology annotation, biological process: monosaccharide transmembrane transport. The coding region runs from base 1 to 1830 and encodes 609 amino acids. The record is from RefSeq and is a predicted model, not a curated record. Gene Ontology annotation, cellular component: membrane.